Molecule: messenger RNA, 3672 nt
Organism: Culex pipiens pallens (northern house mosquito)
Lineage: Eukaryota; Metazoa; Arthropoda; Insecta; Diptera; Culicidae
Gene: KaiR1D
Product: glutamate receptor ionotropic, kainate 2
Exons: 17
Coding region: 656-3445 (929 amino acids)
Biological process (GO): monoatomic ion transport; modulation of chemical synaptic transmission; synaptic transmission, glutamatergic
Cellular component (GO): postsynaptic membrane; plasma membrane
Molecular function (GO): glutamate-gated receptor activity; transmitter-gated monoatomic ion channel activity involved in regulation of postsynaptic membrane potential
Source: RefSeq, a predicted model, not a curated record
AGUUGGAGAUAAACGCUCGCCGCGAGAGGGCGACAUCGGUUCGGGCGGCGCGUCGGCACUCCGGAACAACGGAACGCCAUUUUUCCGGGACAAUUUGGGUAUGAGCGCGUGUGUGUGCGUUUGAGUUGUGAAUCGAAGCAGCCGGGGGUGCGUUUAGUAGCGGUAGUUGGGGAUGCUGCGGGAGUGAGAGAGAGGAAGAAGAAGAAGAGGAAGCAACUGUCAAAAAAAGUGAAUGUGAUUUUUCGCUCGCGUUGACGUUUGACGCGAUUUCGGGCUUUUUGGACGGCGAAUUUCGCGAUGGAAUCGCUGCUGAAGGUCGUCGGAUUUUGACGCUGGACGGGUCGCGGACGUUUUGCGUGGAACCGGAAGUGAGCGAGGUUAGAAAUGUCACGAGUGUGUUGUGAAAGUUGUGAUUGAUGCUUUGGGCGUAGAGAAUAGGAAGAAGAACGAACGAAGGCGAGGGGAGGGGAGGAGUGCAUCAUCAUCCAAGUGGGCGCCUAUUUUCGGGAUCGGGUAGUUUGUGGGAGUGAGUAGUGUGUUGUGUUAGUGCGUGGGAGGGGCAGGCAGAAGGAAGAGGAAGUUGCAGCUUCCUUUUGUUAUCGUGUUUGUGAAGCUUUCGCGCGGGGGGAGUUGCGUUGCAAGUCGACAACAAACCAUGGGCAAGCGGUUCGGUUUUGUGACGGCGCUGACGCUGUCACUGGCCUGCUGGUUCCUGGUGCUUCCGGAACCGAGCGCGGCACUGCCGGACACCAUCCGGAUCGGUGGCCUCUUUCAUCCGGACGAUGACCACCAGGAGAUCGCGUUCCGGUACGCGGUCGAGAAGAUCAACCUGGACCGGACGAUUCUGCCGCGGUCGAAGCUGCUGGCGCAGAUCGAGAAGAUUUCGCCGCAGGACAGCUUCCUGGCGUCCAAGAGGGUUUGUCACCUGCUACGAAUUGGGGUGGCGGCCAUCUUUGGACCACAAUCGCCACACACUGCCAGCCACGUGCAGAGCAUCUGCGAUACGAUGGAGAUUCCUCACCUGGAAACGCGCUGGGAUUAUCGGCUCCGGCGCGAAAGCUGUCUGGUGAAUUUAUAUCCACACCCGAGCACCCUGUCGAAGGCCUACGUCGACCUGGUGGCCGCCUGGGGCUGGAAGUCGUUCACCAUCAUCUACGAGACGAACGAGGGCCUGGUGCGGAUGCAGGAACUGCUGAAGGCGCACGGCCUGUCCGAGUAUCCGAUCACGGUCCGACAGCUCAGCGAUUCCGGCGAUUAUCGCCCCCUGCUGAAGCAGAUCAAAAAUUCAGCUGAGUCGCACAUCGUACUGGACUGCUCCAUCGAGAAGAUCUACGAGGUGCUGAAGCAGGCCCAGCAGAUCGGCAUGAUGAGUGACUAUCACAGCUACCUGAUCACGUCGCUGGACCUCCACACCAUCAGCCUGGACGAGUUCAAGUACGGCGGGACGAACAUCACCGCCUUCCGGCUGGUCGAUCCGGAAAACCCGGAAGUGGCCUCCGCCAUCCACAACUGGACGCUGGGGGAGGCGCGGGCCGGCCGGCGGAUCGAUUUCAAAACAACGGAGAACGUGACCGUUAUCAAGGCGGAAACCGCACUCAUGUACGACGCCGUCCACCUGUUUGCCAAGGCCUUGCACGAUCUGGACACGAGCCAGCAGAUUGACAUCCACCCGCUCAGCUGCGACGCCGCGGACACGUGGCCCCACGGAUACAGCCUGAUCAACUACAUGAAAAUUGUCGAAAUGCGCGGCCUCACCGACGUCAUCAAGUUCGACCACCAGGGCUUCCGCAGUGACUUUGUGCUGGACAUCGUGGAGCUGGGGCCGGGAGGCCUCCGCAAGAGUGGCACCUGGAACUCCACGUCGGGGGUCAACUUCACCCGGACGUACGGCGAGCAGCAGAAGGAAAUCGUCGAAAUUUUGCAGAACAAAACGCUGAUCGUGACGACGAUCCUGAGCUCGCCGUACUGCAUGCGGAAGGACUCGGCCGAGAAGCUGACCGGCAAUACGCAGUUUGAGGGCUAUGCGAUCGAUUUGAUUCAUGAAAUUUCGAAAAUACUCGGUUUUAACUACACGAUCCGGCUGGCGCCGGACGGCCGGUACGGCAGCAACAACAAGGAAACGGGUGAAUGGGACGGCAUGAUCAAGGAGCUGCUGGAGCAGCGGGCGGACCUCGCCAUCGCCGACCUCACCAUCACCUUCGACCGCGAGCAGGUGGUGGACUUUACGAUGCCAUUCAUGAAUCUGGGCAUUUCCGUGCUGUACCGGAAGCCGGUCAAGCAGCCGCCCAAUCUGUUCUCCUUCCUCUCCCCGCUCUCGCUCGACGUGUGGAUCUACAUGGCGACGGCCUAUCUCGGCGUUUCCGUGCUGCUGUUCAUCCUGGCGCGGUUCACGCCGUACGAGUGGCCCGUGCCGAACCCGUGCGAUCCCCACCCGGAGAAGCUGCAGACGCAGUUCACACUGAUGAACUGCCUGUGGUUCGCGAUCGGGUCGCUGAUGCAGCAGGGCUGUGACUUUCUGCCCAAGGCCGUCUCGACGCGGAUGGUCGCCGGCAUGUGGUGGUUCUUCACGUUGAUCAUGAUCAGCUCGUACACUGCCAACCUGGCUGCGUUCUUGACCGUCGAGCGGAUGGACUCGCCCAUCGAGAGUGCCGAAGAUCUGGCCAAGCAGACCAAGAUCAAGUACGGGGCGCUGCGUGGUGGCAGCACGGCUGCGUUCUUUAGGGACUCCAACUUUUCCACCUACCAGCGGAUGUGGUCCUUCAUGGAGGCGAGCCGGCCGUCCGUCUUCACCGCCAGCAACAUCGAGGGCGUCGAGCGGGUCGUCAAGGGCAAGGGCAGCUACGCGUUCCUGAUGGAGUCGACCUCGAUCGAGUACGUGAUCGAGCGGAACUGCGAGCUAACGCAGGUCGGCGGCAUGCUCGACUCGAAGGGCUACGGGAUCGCGAUGCCACCGAAUUCACCCUUCCGCACCGCCAUCAGUGGCGCCGUCCUGAAGCUGCAGGAGGAGGGCAAGCUGCACAUUCUGAAAACGCGCUGGUGGAAGGAGAAACGCGGCGGGGGAUCCUGUAGGGACGACACCUCCAAGUCCAGCUCGACGGCCAACGAGCUGGGGCUGGCCAACGUGGGCGGAGUCUUCGUCGUGCUGAUGGGCGGAAUGGGCGUGGCCUGCGUCAUCGCCGUGUGCGAGUUCGUCUGGAAGUCCCGGAAAGUGGCCGUCGAAGAGCGGGUCUCGCUCUGCUCGGAAAUGGCCUCCGAGCUGCGGUUCGCGCUGAAGCGUAACCGGUCCAAGAGCUCGGACCACAACACGACCGCCACCACGCUCCGAACGACGGCCAGCUCGCGCGCCUCCCCGAAGGACUCGGAACCGUCGUCCGAGCAUCGGUUCCACCCGCUCGGUCCGCCCUACGCCCAGUACGAGUUCGACCCGAAGGCGGUCGGCCAGUAGGUGUGGAUGUUUUCGGCGAUCCUCUCCGACGCUCCGGGCUCCGUCGUUCCCAUGACAACGAUCAUAACGACGGCCGAGGUGUACGUGGAGUAGUGCUGUCAGUGUUGACAGCGCCGAGCUGUCAGUUGUGUUGCAGAAGAGAAGGAGGAGAUCGCAACGAAAACCAAUCCCGUGUUUGUGUCAAGUGUCCACUUUCAAAACCAUUUUUGCGCGUAUUUUCGUCACGU